GGCAUUUGCAGCUGUACUACAUUUCCCGUCUAGUCAACCAAAUCAAGGUACUCACUUUAGGUAAGGCACCCUCCGCUGCUAUUGUAUCAAUAUUGACCGUGUCAUAGAAACUAUACAAUGCCAUAUCAUGUUUGCACUCAGGAGCAAGUACGCUAUGCCUGCGGGCAUUCGAAGGAUGGCCAAUUUGUGAAAUGUGAGAAGCAUGCGAACAAUGAGGGGUUGAGGUGCUCGAGCACACAGUUACAGUAUAAAGAAGUCAAAGUUUCAACCCAUAGAUGCCGGUCAUGUCUGCAGAGCGCUUGAAAGGCCCGACGAGUAGGUCUCUAUUACCCAUAGAAGCGCGCUAUGAGUAACCAGACCAGGAACUUAACGCUUGCCGAUGCCGGAUUCGUCUUUCAAUUUGAUUGCAAGGGUUUCCAUCUCACUCUCAGCUGUUUCCGGGUCCACCGUUUCUUGAACAAUGGAGUUUUCAAAGUCAAAAACCUUUGCACCGUCUUUUGUUAUCA
This is a messenger RNA of Aspergillus pseudonomiae, 506 nucleotides long. RefSeq lists its product as uncharacterized. NCBI's taxonomy places the organism in Eukaryota, Fungi, Ascomycota, Eurotiomycetes, Eurotiales, Aspergillaceae. The transcript has a single exon. The record is from RefSeq and is a predicted model, not a curated record. The coding region runs from base 118 to 303 and encodes 61 amino acids.